This is a messenger RNA of Cornus florida, 5639 nucleotides long. RefSeq lists its product as uncharacterized. The transcript has 3 exons. Lineage: Eukaryota; Viridiplantae; Streptophyta; Magnoliopsida; Cornales; Cornaceae. Bases 4840 to 5364 code for a protein of 174 amino acids. The record is from RefSeq and is a predicted model, not a curated record.
GACCUGUUCUUUCUGAGCAACUGGCAAAAUGGUCAAUCUUGUUCAACAAAUUUGAAAUCUUGUACGUCCCGCGAAAAGCAGUCAAAGGGCAAGCCCUCGUUGAUUUCUUAGCUGAUCAUCCAAUACCAGCUGAUUGGGAAUUUCUGAAGACUUUCCUGACGAGGAGGUGUUCUUUGUUGAUGUCCUUCUACCAUGGAUAAUAUUUUUUGAUGGUGCAGCAUGGUCCGAAGGAGUAGGGGCAGACGUGGUGUUCGUUUCUCCACAAAGACAAAUUUUGCCAUAUGCUUUUUCGUUUCUUGAAAAAUGCUCAAAUAAUAUGGCGGAGUAUCAAGCCUUGAUAAUUGGUCUCCAAAUGGCAAAUGAAAUGAAGAUUUCAAACAUUGAAGUUUAUGGUGACUCCAAGUUAGUAACGAAUAUGAAAUCAAGAAGGAUAACUUGAUUCUAUGUUUUCAGUACGCUUCCAAUCUACUCAGUAGAUUUGACAACGUGGUCUUAGAACAUGUCCUAAGGGAAGAAAAUCACUUAGCAGAUGCUUUAGCUAACUUAGCCACAACAAUAGCAUUGGGAGAAGCUGAGGCAAUUACCGUUCCAGUAUGCCAACAGUGGGUAUUGCCGCAGUUGCUUGAGGGCCAGUUGGAAGAAACAAAUGAAAUCUCUGUUCGGAUCAUAGAAACUAAAGACUGGAGACGACCCAUCAUAGACUACUUGGAACACGGGAAGCUUCCUGUAGAUCCUCGACAUAGAACCGAGGUACACCGAAGAACACCUCGAUUUAUCUUUUACAAAGAUACAUUGUUUCGGCGCUCAUAUGAAGGUCUUUUUCUUCGUUGUCUCGGAGAAGAUGAAGUAACUUAAGCAAUGGUGGAAGCACACUCGGGGGUCUGCGGGGCUCAACAGUCAGGUCCUAAGCUCCACUUCCGAGUAAAAAGAAUAGGAUACUACUGGCCAACUAUGGUUAAAGAUUGCAUGGAUUACGUAAAAAGGUGUCAGGCUUGUCAAUUCCAUGCCAAUUUCAUCCACCAACCACCUGAAAUCUUACAUCCUACGGUUGCAUCUUGGCCAUUUGAUGCAUGGGAAUUAGACGUGGUCGGACCCUUUUUGAAAUCUUCUAAGGGUCAUAUAUAUAUCCUUGUUGUGACAUAUUACUUCUCGAAAUGGGUCGAGGCAAUCCUGAUCAAGCAACAAAUAAAGAAACUGUGGUGGACUUCAUUAAAACUAAUAUCAUCUUUCGAUAUGGCGUGCCCCAUCACAUUAUCACUGAUAAUGGGUUACCUUUCAAAAACAAGUUGAUGAGUGACUUAUGUGAAAAGUUUGGUUUUAAACAACACAAGUCUUUUAUGUACAAUGCGCCAGCAAAUGGACUGGCGGAAGCUUUUAAUAAGACUCUUUGCAAUCUGUUGAAGAAAGUAGUCUCCAAGUCUAAAAAGGACUAGCAUGAAAGAAUUGGGGAAGCUCUGUGGGCAUACCGAACAACAUAUCGUACCCCCACUCAAGCAACGCCUUAUUCGCUUGUAUAUGGUAUUGAAGCGGUUCUACCGCUCGAGCAACAGAUCCCUUCAUUAAGGAUUGCUAUCCAAAAGGGGCUAACAAAUGAAGAGAAUGCACAACUUCGUCUUCAAGAGUUGUAGGCAUUAGAUGAAAGAAGACUUGAAGCUCAACAACGAUUAGAGUGUUAUCAAGCUCAGCUCUCAAGCGCCUUCAACAAGAAGGUCUGUCCUCGAUCUUUUCAAGUUGGUGACCUAAUACUCACUGUACGAAGACCCAUAAUCAUGCCCUGUCGAAUGGAUAAGAAAUUCAACUCUAAGUGGGAUGGACCGUAUGUGGUGCAAGAAGUCUACCCCAAUGGCGCCUACAAGAUCAUCGAUGAAGAUGGCGUAAGGGUUGGUCCAAUCAACGCCAAGUUCUUGAAGCGAUAUUAUCCAUAAGAAGGAUAGCUAUUCCUGGCCCGCAUAAGCUAAAACUGUGUACGGCGCGAAAAAAAAUAAAAAAAUAAAAAAAAAUUCAAUUAUUUCCUACCGAACUACGUCAUUGACUUGAUCCCUGUAAGGGUACGUAUGCAGCUUGGAGGUUUGUUCCAAGUUCAGUCAUCUAUCUAAAAAAAAAAAUCUUUGUAUUACUCCUGGCCCGUAAGAGUUUAAACUGUGAAUGACGGAAUAAAACUCUUGAUGCUUUUAUUAAUCAAAAUGAAAAUGAGUAAGAGUUUACUCAAAUACAUAGAGAAACAAAGGAGAACAAUAAAAAAAAAUAAAUAAAUAAAUUGAUAUCAAGGUAACUAAUGAAGGUUUUGCAUCUCUUGUUGCUCAUUCUCCAACUUCUCCAAGGUACUUACAACCCUAAUAUCAGCAUCCGUCAUAAUAUGGGCUUCUUCAAGUGCAUUUCGUUCGCCUCUAAGGUUCAUGAUGGCAUUUUUCCUCUGAAGUAUUCGCAAGUUAAUCUCUUCAAUUGAAGUUCUGGUUGCCUCAACCCGAGUCUGCAAACGUUUAAUCUCAUUUUCAUCAUUUGUGAGAUCUCGUUGGAGUGAUUGAGCCUGUCUUGCAUCCUCUUCAUCCGAGGCGAGGACCUCACUAAGGCGGGAAUCAAUAUGGGAUAGUUGUUGAACGCGUGCACCCUCAGUUAGAGCAUCAGCAUACUUAGACCGAACUUUAUUAUAUUCUGUAACACUCUGAAGGUAUGCAUCAAUCCUUUUUCGAAGCUAAGAUGAGUCCACAAAUUGUGCAGAUAAUGCAUUGAAAACCUGAUCAAGUUUUGGCGCAAGUAAUGAAAUCUUCGAGAAUGGAGUCAUUUCUAUCAUUUUCUUGAGGUUGUUCCCCAACGAUAAGGCAGCCGUACGUCUGGCUUCAGAGAGCAUACCAUCCACGUCAAAAGUAAUUGCUUCAGAGCACGCAGCUUGGCAUGAUGCUUGAGCACACAUAAAGUGUUGCUUUUUGGCCAAUGAUCCAAUAACAGUUACAGGUGCCUCAUCUUUAUUUGUAGCAGCAUUCAAUGGUGAUUGGCUAUGACCCUCCUGCUUAACUAACAAGGCUUGGGAGAGAAAGCUCCUCCGCUGAGAUCCUUUGUCUUGGCAAUGAUGAUUGUCUACAUCUAAAUUGAUCUGAUCAUUCCCCUUUCUGACUGCUAAGUCUAAAGCAGAAGGACCCAGAACGGAUUCGUCACCAACAAAAUAUCUUACUGCGAAAGCAGCUUCCUUUUGCAUCACUUCGUCAUUGCCUUCCACCUUUUGCAAAUGAGAAAAUAAGAUGAGGAUAAAUAAUAAAAUAAAAUAAAAAGAGAAGAACUUCUCAUUGAGCUACAACGGUUAUGUCUUGUUGAUUUUCAACCUGAAUUGGCAUUGAAGUACUAGGGACGCCAUCAAAGAAAUUCAUCAUAUUUGGAAAGGGGUUCUCUGCGGAAGAAGAGUGUUCACCCUCACGUACUGCAUGUUUCCAGUUGCGAUCAUCAUCUUCUACCCUCCCCACGUUUCGGCUUACCUUGGUUCGAGGAUGGUGUCAUAUGUCAGGGAGGUCAUUUCUACUAUGGAGAGACGCAGAAGCUCCUGCUAAAUGAUGCUUAUCAGAUAUAUCUAAUACGUGUUCCUCAGUUGUGUUCCUUCUGCACUUGCUCGGCUUCCUUUUUGGAGAUGCACGACGCUUAUUCUGUCUGGAAUUAUUGGCCUUACCAAUGUAGGAAUCUACAUGUACCUUAAACCACCAAGUAGCGUACUCCUUGGUAACUGAAAGAUGCUGGAGGUUAGUGCGUUCCGGGAGUAGUAUAGAAGACCGAGUCCUAUACCGAGUGAAGGAUAACCAGUGUUGCAUAACAUCUGCCGUGCUACCAGUGCGCACAUCAUUUUUUAACUUUCCAGGAAGGUCUUGGUGAAAUCUAAACUGUCUGCAAAAUCUGUGAGGACUGUAAGGUUCUUUGAUGUGAUGAUCUCCCCUUCGCAAAGUCAGAUAUCCAGAACGGAGACUAGCAAAAUACUCGAAAUCCAGAAUGCUAAUAUCAUUAUCAUCAACUAAGGUUUUCCUUUCUGCUAUUUCCUUGGCUAAAUGAUGCAUAACCACGUAUUCACAUGAUUUAAUCAAAAAUUGUGCCUCGGACUCCUCAAAGUUUUUUGCUAAUACUUCCCCAGAAUAUUUAGCCAUAUGAGGUGUGGUUGGAGCAUUCAAGGGGCAAAAGUGAGUCUUAAAAUAUUCACCCAACCACCCAUAGACAUAGUGAACAAGGAAUACCAUAGUAGUGUUCCCGGGAUCAGAAGAGUUAACAAUCUCAUUCAAACCUCGAUAAAUGCUAGCUAAGACGGGAACAGAAAGACAAAACUCAUUCCCAUAUGCCAUCAUGCUCGCAAUCUUGAGCACCCCAAGACGAAUCAUGCCAGCAGGUAUAGCAGGUAGGACAAAUCUACAUAACCAACAAGCUAAAAAGGCAGCUAAGUAAGUCUUCUCUCGGGUUUCAGGGCCCACUCCAAGACUAGAGAAAUUUCCUCUCCUUGAGAUGACCGUUUUUUAAUGGGUCCAAUGGCUCCGGUAGGAUUAUGCGUCUCUCGAGGUCGUUGGUGUAGGUUCGUAUCUGUGUUGGAAAAAAUCACUAGAAAGAAGAAAAAGACUGACAACCGUAAUUUAGAGGUACAUACCCUUAGCCUUAGCAUGUAUGUAUUUAGCUUUAUGUGCGUAGUUUUACUCUGUUAUGUUUAUCAUUUUAUCUCUGUUGUCAUUAUACAAUUUUUCAACAUCAAACUCCUCAUAUUGUGUUAUAUAGAAUUCCAAUGGUGGCGUUGUUGCCAAAGUGGUAGGUUGCAGUGCUGGUAUUACCACCCCUUCAUAUAUUUUACACAAUGGUGCUGAAAUUCCAUCACACAUAUUCAUGUCUGAAGAAUUUGAUAGGGCAGGACCUUCAACACAACCCCAGGAAUAUGAUAAUAGCCCCUGUACAGCUUAUUUUGGUGAACCCAUGACUCCAUUAAGUAACCUGUUUGCAAGUGAACCAGUAAUGACCCCAUCAGCUUAUGAAGAACCAUUCACGUUGAAACUGGGCCGGAAUGUGGGUAUAUUCAGGAAGUUGGCAGAUGCGAAGGCACAGACACGAUGGUAUCAUAAUGCGAAGUAUUAUCCUUAUACUAGUCAUGCAGAUGUUGUUGAUGCUGAAGUAGUACAAAAUAUUCAACCUGAUGCAGUCCGUCCAAUUCCACAGGUGUCUCAAGCUGAAUGGCAACCGAAACAGCUUAUUAAGUAUGAGGAGUUAACAAAUGCGAGGAGUGUAAUUGUUGCAGAGUGUAGACAAGUAGGUCAACCCAUUCCAAGACCACGUUCACUUGAAAUGAAGCUGGCAGGUACAUCAGAUAUGUAUUCCAUCAUUGCUCAGAUUAACAGUGAAAUCCGUCAACUUUAACUGAGAUGGCGUAAGGUGGAAAAAGUGAAUGAAGCUAAACAAACAUAUGAGGAUCCAGCUGAACAAAUUGCCUCCAUUUUGAAUGACCCAGAUCAGAAAUCAGAUUCUGAUUUGUCAGAUUUUUUUAACCCCGGAAAUGAUGACUUUGUAAUUCCACCUCCAAGAUAUGGUAGAAAGAAAUAAUGUAAGUGGUGUAAGAAAUAUUAUUUCUGAAGUUGUACCUUUAUUGUAAUAAUUAUUUUCUAAUUAAUUUACUGGGAAUAACAUCAAAACGA